This is a messenger RNA of Maniola jurtina (meadow brown), 1071 nucleotides long. RefSeq lists its product as uncharacterized. The transcript has a single exon. Bases 197 to 955 code for a protein of 252 amino acids. The record is from RefSeq and is a predicted model, not a curated record. NCBI's taxonomy places the organism in Eukaryota, Metazoa, Arthropoda, Insecta, Lepidoptera, Nymphalidae.
AAACCGCACACACGUGUUUUUCGACUCUUAUAGUGUUUUAUUUAUUUAAAUUAUAAAUAGUGUAUUUUAAAACAUGUUUUAAGUGUUAUCAUACCUUGCUAGCAGUGUUCCAUUCAUCAAAUCCAUAACUUGCAGCAUAAUAAUCCAAAUAACUUCAUCACAUCACUAUAAGCACGAUCACUACAAGAGUUACCUAAUGGAGGCCAUUCAGCAGUCAGUACAGGCUUUGACAGAGCACUUUAACACACAGAUGGCUGAGUUUCAAAAAAAUUUGCAAGGUGCCAUUCCAGCUGCGAGCCCCACCUCAAAUAUUGCAGCUCAAUUCAAUGCUUUCCGGACCUUCGUGUUGUCAGCUCUCGCAGGUCUACAGCAACAAGUGGAAGUCCUAUCCAAGCAAACAGAUCAACUUGAGAUGCGGAGCAGGAAAAAGAUGCUAUUAGUACAUGGCAUCCCCGAAAGCGAUGACAGCAAUCUGGCGGCCACGGUAAGCACAUCUCUGUCUAAUCAUCUCAAGCUGUCGGCCUUCCAGGAAGAGUGUCUCAGUCGUUGCCAACGGAUCGGUCAGACUAAAAGUGACAAGCCCCGGGCCAUACUCCUUAAAUUCCAUGACUUGUCAAUGAGGAACCAGGUGUGGUUUGCAAAGACUUCACUCAAGAAUACUGGCAUAACAUUGUCGGAAUUUCUGACAAAAGACAGACACGACGCUUUCAUGGCAGCGAGGCAGAAGUUUGGGAUUUCGAAAUGCUGGACGAGAGAUGGUCUUAUUAUUAUUGCUGGUCAGGCCAACAAGCGUUACCGCGUCACAACCAUUAAGGAAGUAAAUUCCAUAAGCCAGGCACGCGAUAUUAAAGAAGCCACGCCUUCAGCGGCCGCUCCUACUGCCAAGACGACUCCCAAUGUGAAUAAACCUUCCUCUGAUGCAUUUUCGAAGCCCAAAAGGAACGUCAGGAAGUAAGCAAAUAGCAACUAAUCAGGGACACUUUAUUCAUUCGGACGCUGCUUUCUUGUGCGUUCUUGUAUUGCAUCACUUCUCGCUGACAUACCUACCUGGUACCUACACAUUUCGAUAUA